This is a messenger RNA of Trichomycterus rosablanca, 1234 nucleotides long. RefSeq names its product iroquois homeobox 7 (gene irx7). Gene Ontology annotation, biological process: cell development; regulation of transcription by RNA polymerase II; neuron differentiation. Lineage: Eukaryota; Metazoa; Chordata; Actinopteri; Siluriformes; Trichomycteridae. Gene Ontology annotation, cellular component: nucleus. The record is from RefSeq and is a predicted model, not a curated record. The transcript has 2 exons. Gene Ontology annotation, molecular function: DNA-binding transcription factor activity, RNA polymerase II-specific; RNA polymerase II cis-regulatory region sequence-specific DNA binding. The coding region runs from base 66 to 1025 and encodes 319 amino acids.
GCCAUCCCGUAUAUAAAUAGCAGCAGGCAGUGGGGUACCCUCAUCGCUCGAACGUUAGCUCUCAGAUGAUCAGGAUGCCUGCGUCUCCAACUGGAUUUGGUCCCUACUUUGUGGAUAGAAACGUCUCCAUGCCUGCUGGAUAUCAGAUGCUGGGAUGUGCGCCUGGAUUGCAGCAGUCCCCUGCACACAUCUCUGCUGCCAUGGCAGGGAUGCCACUGCCUUUCUCAGGAAUACCGGGAUACACUUUUAUCCCAUUUCCACAUGCUGGACACAUGGCACACAUGGGUAGUUCCUAUGACCUCAAAGCUGCUUCAUCAUAUCACCAGGCUGUGCUGAGUCGUGGCGGCCCGUACUUUUCACCCUACAGACCAGUGAUGGCUGAUGAUUCAGGUCGGGUUGCCAAAGUGGCCAGUCGGGAAAGCACCAGUGCACUGAAGGCCUGGCUCAGCGAGCACCUGAAGAACCCCUACCCCACCAAAGGAGAGAAGAUCAUGCUGGCUAUAGUCACUAAAAUGAGCCUGACCCAGGUCUCCACCUGGUUCGCCAAUGCGCGCCGCCGCCUCAAGAAGGAGAACCGGGUGAGCUGGGCAUCUAAAUCCAAAAGCGACGAGGAGGAGGAAGCUGAAGAAAGCGAAGCAGAGGAUGAAGAGGGAUCCUCUCAGAAAGAUCAAUGCUCUGAUGAUGAAGUGGACACUGAUGCUCAGAUCGUGGAUGUUGAGGAGGAGAGCUCGUUGGAGUGCGCUGUGGAAAGUGCGUCCUCACCCACACCAGAACCACUGGACAUGCCAAAGCAGAGCAGUACCUCCGCAAACACCGAGUCUGGGUGCGAAUCGUCCAAUACGCAAUUUAAAGAGAGUGUGAAUGUGCAGAAACCGAAAAUCUGGUCACUAGCCGAGACAGCAACUUCAGAAUCUCCAAAAAAGAGCAACCAGCACAGUCAGGAUUUGGAAAAAUGCUGGGUAAGCUGGGCAUCAAGGAACAGCUGUUUUCCCUCUGCGCAUCACUUUCUUCCACAAAGUUCAUAAAACUGCUGAUGCACCGAACUCGAGGCUGAUGUUUGCACUUUUGGACUAAACAGAAAAGUUCAUAUAGAAUUUUAAUUCUUGGCGUGCUGAUGUGGACUCCACAGUCAGGACGUUUACCUACCUUUGUCUGGUUUAAAACCAAAGAAACUUGUUGUGUAAAUAAUUGUAAAUUCUAUUUUGUAAGCUAUGUAAAUUAUAAAUAAUUUUAC